GAUGAUGAUGAUGUUGACGACGACGAUUAUGAUGAUGAUGAUGAUGAUGAAGCUGACGAUGACGAUGAUGAUGAUGAUGAUGAUGCUGAUGAUGACGAUGAUGAUGAAGAAGAAUAACUGA
Messenger RNA from Echinostoma caproni, 121 nucleotides. The record is from the annotation of a GenBank genome assembly. Lineage: Eukaryota; Metazoa; Platyhelminthes; Trematoda; Plagiorchiida; Echinostomatidae.